Molecule: messenger RNA, 2298 nt
Organism: Crotalus tigris (Tiger rattlesnake)
Lineage: Eukaryota; Metazoa; Chordata; Lepidosauria; Squamata; Viperidae
Product: progesterone receptor-like
Exons: 2
Coding region: 26-1402 (458 amino acids)
Source: RefSeq, a predicted model, not a curated record
CGAGGGGACAGGAGGGAGGGCUCGGAUGAGCGGCGGCGGGGACCGACGGACGAAAGCAAACGGCCGCGGUCGAGGCGGUGGAGCCCAAGCGAGGCCGGCGGAGGCUCUCUCGGCGCCUUCCGUGCCACGGACCGGCAGGCAGGCGGGCGGGCGGGCGAGCAGCUCAAGGCAGGCGGCCGGAGGGCUGACUCUCUCGGGCUCGGAGCAUCAUCGCCGGAGGCGCGUCCCGACAGCCCCGCCGCGAUCGCCCCCCGAGACCGCCGCUGCACCGGACGGGCAGGACGCCAGGACUUUUCCUUUUCUUUCGGGAGAUCUUGAAGCGAGGCAUGACCCGGAGGGGGGGAGAGUGGAAAGCAGACGCGGGGCGACGAGGCUGGAUCCGCGCUCCGCGGGGCUACUUGGCCGCUUUGCCCGCAGCCGGAGAGUCACCGGCGGCGGAGGGAUGCAUCGCCGGCUGCCGCCACCCGCCGCCCUCCGUCCCGACGGCCGUCCUCUCGGAGCUCCCACGCCGCGGAUGGGCCAGCCGGCUCCCCCGGGCACACGCCGCGGCCGCCCCGCGCGCCUCCCCCGGACGCCGGGCUGCCCUUCCGCGGAGGAGGAGGAGGAGGCGGCGGCGGCGGCGGAGAAGCCGAGGGAGCCUCCCCGGGCAAGACCGACGAGGCAGCUUCGUCCCCGGCACACACUUGCCUCGGUUCCCCGGCUCGCCAAAGUUGCUGCGCGCUCCGGGUCUCGCCUCUCCGUCUCCUCCGCUCGGCCAGGCGCGGCUGCCGGCCAGGCGCGGCUUCUGCUCCGGCUCCUGCAGCCCGACACGGCCGGUGCUCCCUGGCGGGCGAAAUCCGAGCCGGCGCAGGGACGAUUCGGCCGGGUUUCUCCUCGCCCAGCCGCCGCUUCGCCUGGGAAGGGCAGAACCCGGCGCGGUCAGCUGAUGGCCCGGGUGACGUCAGGCUCUCGCCUCGGCUCCCCUGGGCGCCCACUUAAAGAAGCCCCAGCCUCCUGCCGCUCCCCCCCCCCCCACAAAAAAAAUCCGGUCGGAGCUGAAGAAGCUUCUUGCCUGAGCAGCGAAACGUCUUCCGAGAAAAAACAAGACCCGAGUCAGGCCAGUUGCCUGGUGAAAAAAAAAAAAAAAAGCAGCUUUGGGAAAAGUACCAGCCUCCUUUUUCUCUCUCUCGCCCCCCCCCGCCGCUCCCCUCCCCAGCAAAGGAGCGACGGCCUGCCCGCGGCGCCUGCAGGAGUCGGUUCACACGUGCUCCGUCACACGCGCCCAGCACCUGCGGCUGGCCAGCAACUCGGGCGAGGAGGCUCAGCCCGCGAAGAGAUUGCCAAACGCGCAGGCGCGCAAACUUGGUCUCUUGGCUUUUUGGGACAUGCGGACACAAGACAAGAAACAUUUGGUGGAAACUAACCAAGGAGAGAAGCAACCUGGAAUUAAGGAGAAACUUCCUAACAGUGAGAGCAAUUAGCCAGUGGAACAACCUGCCUCCAGAAAUCGUGGGUGCUCCAUCACUGGAGGUUUUUAAGAAGAUACUAGACAGCCACUUGUCUGAGAUGGUAUAGGCUCUCCUGCUUGAGCAGGGGGCUGGACUAGAAGACCUCCAAGGUCCCUUCCAGCUCUGUUCUGAUUGAUUGGUUGAUAACUUUGUUUCUUUUACAAUCCAUUAUUUAUUUGUCAAAACUAUGGUUUUCCCAGUAGUAAUGUACUGUAUGGCUGUGAGAGUUGGACCAUAAACAAGGAAGGCUGAACACCGAAGUAUUGAUGCUUUAAAACUGUGGUUUUGCAGAAGACACUUGAAGAGUCCCUUGGACUGUAAGGAGAUCCAAUCAGCCAAUCCUAAAAGAAAUCAACCUUUACUGCUCUUUGGAAGGUGAAGCUGAAGCUCAGAUUCUUUGGCCACCAAGUGAGAAAAGAGGACUCUGGAAAAGGCUGAAGGCAAAGGAGAAGGGGACAGCAGAGAUAGUUAGAUAGUGUCAUUGACACAAUAAUCAUGAGUUUUGGCAAACUCCAGAAGAUAGUGGAGGAUGGGGGGCGGUUGGUGUGCUUUAGUCCAUGAGGUCACAAAGAAUCUGACAUGACUUAGUGACUGAACAACAUUUAUUUAUGUAUUAAAUGUAUGUGGCAACCCAUCUUACUGGAACAUGACUCUGAGUGGCGUGUCCAGUUAAGACACCAUUGAAGACACACAACCUGCCUCCAGAAGCGGUGAAUGCUCCAACACUGGAAUUUUUUUAGAAGAGACUGGACAGCCAUUUGUCUGAAAUGGUGUAGGGUUCCUGCCUGAGCAGGGGGUUGGACUCGAUGAC